AUGGCAGGCGGAGGCUCCGGGUGCGGCGCUGCUUCGGGCAGCUCUUCCACAAAGCCUCUGCUGCCUCCACUUGUACCUGCAACAGUCCGCACAACCACCAAAAUCACCCCGGUGGCAACAACCCCCAGACAGCAGACAGUAAUUUCCUCCAUGGCACCCCAGUUGACAACCACUCUGCCAACGCCAGCCCAAACAACAACCCCAAUCCCAGCGGUUGAACAAUUCACCGUCAAUUUCACCGUCACCAACCUCAAGUACAGGGAAGAGAUGGGAACUCACAAUUCCAGAAUAUUUAAUGCAACGGAGAGUGAUCUCAUCCGCCUGCUUGACAGAAUUCUCCUCAACAGCAGCAUUGGCCCGGCAUAUCUGAGGUGCAAAGUGACUCAACUCAGACCGGUGAGAGACGGGGAUGAAACCGGAAUGGAUGCCGUCUGCAGUUACCGCAAUAACUCCACCACGCCCGCCUUUGACCGAGUGAAGGUGUACCACGAAAUUGUCAAACAGACCAACGGUUUCACUGAGAUGGGGCAAUACUAUCUGAGAAGAUACAGCCUCCAUGUCAACGGUUAUCAUGAAGACCCUCCUGAAACAACCACUCUGCCCACACCAGUCCAAACAACAACCCCAAUUCCAGCGGUGGAACAAUUCACUGUCAACUUCACCGUCACCAACCUCAAGUACAGGGAAGAGAUGGGACAACCCAAUUCUACGGUGUUCAACACAACAGAAAGAGCACUCAUCGCAGUGCUUGACAAAUUCCUCAGCAACAGCAGCAUUGGCCCUGCGUAUCUGGGGUGCAAAGUGACUCAGCUCAGACCAGUGAAGAAUGGGGAUGAAACUGGAAUGGACGCCGUCUGCACUUACCGCAAUGACUCCACCACCCCCGUCUUUGACCGAGUGAAGGUGUACCAUGAAAUCGUCAACCAGACGGACAACCUCAGGAAGAUGGGGCCCUAUGAGGUGGAAAGAUACAGCCUCUAUGUCAAUGGUUAUCAUGAAGACCCUCCUGAAACAACCACUCUGCCAACGCCAGCCCAAACAACAACCCCAAUCCCAGCGGUUGAACAAUUUACCGUCAAUUUCACCGUCACCAACCUCAAGUACAGGGAAGAGAUGGGAACUCACAAUUCCAGAAUAUUCAAUGCAACGGAGAGUGAUCUGAUCCGCCUGCUUGACAGAAUUCUCCUCAACAGCAGCAUUGGCCCGGCAUAUCUGAGGUGCAAAGUGACUCAACUCAGACCGGUGAGAGAUGGGGAUGAAACCGGAAUGGAUGCCGUCUGCACUUACCGCAAUGACUCCACCACGCCCGCCUUUGACCGAGUGAAGGUGUACCACGAAAUCGUCAACCAGACCAACGGUUUCACUGAGAUGGGGCAAUACUAUCUGGGAAGAUACAGCCUCCAUGUCAACGGUUAUCAUGAAGACCCUCCUGAAACAACCACUCUGCCCACACCAGCCCAAACAACAACCCCAAUUCCAGCGGUUGAACAAUUCACCGUCAACUUCACUGUCACCAACCUCAAGUACAAGGAAGAGAUGGGACAACCCAGUUCUACAGUGUUCAACACAACGGAAAGAGCACUCAUCGCAGUGCUUGGCAAAUUCCUCAGCAACAGCAGCAUUGGCCCUGCGUAUCUGGGGUGCAAGGUGACUCAGCUCAGACCAGUGAAGAAUGGGGAUGAAACUGGAAUGGACGCCGUCUGCACUUACCGCAAUGACUCCACCACCCCCGUCUUUGACCGAGUGAAGGUGUACCAUGAAAUCGUCAACCAGACGGACAACCUCAGGAAGAUGGGACCCUAUGAGGUGGAAAGAUACAGCCUCUACGUCAACGGUUAUCAUGAAGACCCUCCUGAAACAACCACUCUGCCCACACCAGCCCAAACAACAACCCCAAUUCCAGCGGUUGAACAAUUCACCGUCAACUUCACUGUCACCAACCUCAAGUACAAGGAAGAGAUGGGACAACCCAGUUCUACAGUGUUCAACACAACGGAAAGAGCACUCAUCACAGUGCUUGGCAAAUUCCUCAGCAACAGCAGCAUUGGCCCUGCGUAUCUGGGGUGCAAGAUGACUCAGCUCAGACCAGUGAAGAAUGGGGAUGAAACUGGAAUGGACGCCGUCUGCACUUACCGCAAUGACUCCACCACACCCGUCUUUGACCGAGUGAAGGUGUACCAUGAAAUCGUCAACCAGACGGACAACCUCAGGAAGAUGGGGCCCUAUGAGGUGGAAAGAUACAGCCUCUACGUCAACGGUUAUCAUGAAGACCCUCCUGAAACAACCACUCUGCCCACACCAGCCCUAACAACAACCCCAAUUCCAGCGGUUGAACAAUUCACCGUCAAUUUCACCGUCACCAACCUCAAGUACAGGGAAGAGAUGGGACAACCCAAUUCUACAGUGUUCAACACAACAGAAAGAGCACUCAUCGCAGUGCUUGGCAAAUUCCUCAGCAACAGCAGCAUUGGCCCUGCGUAUCUGGGGUGCAAGGUGACUCAGCUCAGACCAGUGAAGAAUGGGGAUGAAACUGGAAUGGACGCCGUCUGCACUUACCGCAAUGACUCCACCACACCCGUCUUUGACCGAAUGAAGGUGUACCAUGAAAUCGUCAACCAGACGGACAACCUCAGGAAGAUGGGACCCUAUGAGGUGGAAAGAUACAGCCUCUAUGUCAACGGUUAUCAUGAAGACCCUCCUGAAACAACCACUCUGCCCACGCCAGCCCAAACAACAACCCCAAUUCCAGCGGUUGAACAAUUCACCGUCAACUUCACUGUCACCAACCUCAAGUACAGGGAAGAGAUGGGACAACCCAAUUCUACAGUGUUCAACACAACGGAAAGAGCACUCAUCGCAGUGCUUGGCAAAUUCCUCAGCAACAGCAGCAUUGGCCCUGCGUAUCUGGGGUGCAAGGUGACUCAGCUCAGACCAGUGAAGAAUGGGGAUGAAACUGGAAUGGAUGCCGUCUGCACUUACCGCAAUGACUCCACCACCCCUGUCUUUGACCGAGUGAAGGUGUACCAUGAAAUCGUCAACCAGACGGACAACCUCAGGAAGAUGGGGUCCUAUGAGGUGGAAAGAUACAGCCUCUACGUGAACGGUUAUCAUGAAGACCCUCCUGAAACAACCACUUUGCCAGCACCAACACAAACGCCAAGCCCGACCACAGUGUUUGAACACUUCACCCUCAACUGUACCAUAACCAACCUCAGAUACAAGCCAGAAAUGGGAAUUCCCAACUCAAAGGCCUUCAACGCUACGGAGAAAGCGCUCACCAUGCUGUUUGGAAGAAUUCUCCGCAACAGCAGCAUUGGCCCGGCGUAUGUGGGAUGCAAAGUGACUCAGCUCAGACCUGUGAGGAAUGGAGAUGAAACCGGAAUGGAUGCCGUCUGCACUUACCGCAACGACUCCACCACGCCCGUCUUUGACCGGGUGAAGGUGUACCAUGAGAUCGUCAACCAGACCAACGAUUUCACCGACAUGGGUCCCUACCGCACGGAAAGAUACAGCCUCUAUGUCAAUGGUUAUCAUGAGGUCCCAGUUGAACCAACCACUCUGCCAACGCCAACACAAACGCCAGCCCCAGUCCCAACACUUCUACACUUCACUCUCAACUGUACCGUAACCAACCUCAGAUACAAGCCAGAAAUGGGAACUCCCAACUCAAAGGCCUUCAACGCUACGGAGAAAGCGCUCACCAUGCUUUUUGGAAGAAUUCUCCGCAACAGCAGCAUUGGCCCGGCGUAUGUGGGAUGCAAAGUGACUCAGCUCAGACCGGUGAGAGACGGGGAUGAAACAGGAAUGGACACUGUCUGCACUUACCGCAACGACUCCACCAUGCCCACCUUUGACCGAGUGAAGGUGUACCAUGAGAUCGUCAACCAGACCGAUGGUUUCACCAAGAUGACUCCAUACCGCACGGAAAGAUACAGCCUCUAUGUCAACGGUAACCUAGUGUUUCUUAAAGAUUUCAUGUACAUAGAUUACCUCUUUGUGUGCCCCUCCACCAGCCCUGACACCAGCCCCAACCCUGCAGUUGAACCCUUCACCGUCAACUGGACCGUAACCAACCUCAGGUAUAACCCAGAAAUGGGGACACCCAAUUCAAAGGCCUUCAACGCUACAGAGAGAGCUCUCGUCACGUUGCUGGGAAGAAUUCUCCGCAACAGCAGCAUUGGCCCGGCGUAUGUGGGAUGCAAAGUGACUCAGCUCAGACCUGUGAGAGACGGGGAUGAAACCGGAAUGGAUGCCGUCUGCACUUACCGCAACGACUCCACCACGCCCGCCUUUGACCGGGUGAAGGUGUACCAUGAGAUCGUCAACCAGACCAACGAUUUCACCAACAUGGGUCCCUACCGCACGGAAAGAUACAGCCUCUAUGUCAAUGGUUAUCAUGAAGUCCCAGUUGAACCAACCACUCUGCCAACGCCAACACAAACGCCAGCCCCAAUCCCAACACUUCAACACUUCACUCUCAACUGUACCGUAACCAACCUCAGAUACAAGCCAGAAAUGGGAACUCCCAAGUCAAAGGCCUUCAACGCUACGGAGAAAGCGCUCACCAUGCUGUUUGGAAGAAUUCUCCGCAACAGCAGCAUUGGCCCGGCGUAUGUGGGAUGCAAAGUGACUCAGCUCAGACCUGUGAGAGACGGGGAUGAAACCGGAAUGGAUGCCGUCUGCACUUACCGCAACGACUCCACCACGCCCGCCUUUGACCAGGUGAAGGUGUACCAUGAGAUCGUCAACCAGACCAACGAUUUCACCAACAUGGGUCCCUACCGCACGGAAAGAUACAGCCUCUAUGUCAAUGGUUAUCAUGGAGUCCCAGUUGAACCAACCACUCUGCCAACGCCAACACAAACGCCAGCCCCAAUCCCAACACUUCAACACUUCACUCUCAACUGUACCGUAACCAACCUCAGAUACAAGCCAGAAAUGGGAACUCCCAACUCAAAGGCCUUCAACGCUACGGAGAAAGCGCUCACCAUGCUGUUUGGAAGAAUUCUCCGCAACAGCAGCAUUGGCCCGGCGUAUGUGGGAUGCAAAGUGACUCAGCUCAGACCGGUGAGAGACGGGGAUGAAACAGGAAUGGACGCUGUCUGCACUUACCGCAACGACUCCACCAUGCCCACCUUUGACCGAGUGAAGGUGUACCAUGAGAUCGUCAACCAGACCGACGGUUUCACCAAGAUGACUCCAUACCGCACGGAAAGAUACAGCCUCUAUGUCAACGGUUAUUAUGAAGUCCCAGUUGAACCAACCCCUCCACCAGCCCCUCCACCAGCCCCAACCCUGGCAGUUGAACCCUUCACCGUCAACUGGACCGUAACCAACCUCAGGUAUAACCCAGAAAUGGGGACACCCAAUUCAAAGGCCUUCAACGCUACAGAGAAAGCUCUCGUCACGUUGCUGGGAAGAAUUCUCCGCAACAGCAGCAUUGGCCCGGCGUAUGUGGGAUGCAAAGUGACUCAGCUCAGACCUGUGAGAGACGGGGAUGAAACCGGAAUGGAUGCCGUCUGCACUUACCGCAACGACUCCACCACGCCCGCCUUUGACCGGGUGAAGGUGUACCAUGAGAUCGUCAACCAGACCAACGAUUUCACCAACAUGGGUCCCUACCGCACGGAAAGAUAUAGCCUCUAUGUCAAUGGUUAUCAUGAAGUCCCAGUUGAACCAACCACUCUGCCAACGCCAACACAAACGCCAGCCCCAGUCCCAACACUUCAACACUUCACCCUCAACUGUACUGUAACCAACCUCAGAUACAAGCCAGAAAUGGGAACUCCCAAGUCAAAGGCCUUCAACGCUACGGAGAAAGCGCUCACCAUGCUGUUUGGAAGAAUUCUCCGCAACAGCAGCAUUGGCCCGGCGUAUGUGGGAUGCAAAGUGACUCAGCUCAGACCUGUGAGGAAUGGGGAUGAAACCGGAAUGGAUGCCGUCUGCACUUACCGCAACGACUCCACCACGCCCGCCUUUGACCGGGUGAAGGUGUACCAUGAGAUCGUCAACCAGACCAACGAUUUCACCGACAUGGGUCCCUACCGCACGGAAAGAUACAGCCUCUAUGUCAAUGGUUAUCAUGAAGUCCCAGUUGAACCAACCACUCUGCCAACGCCAACACAAACGCCAGCCCCAAUCCCAACACUUCAACACUUCACUCUCAACUGUACCGUAACCAACCUCAGAUACAAGCCAGAAAUGGGAACUCCCAAGUCAAAGGCCUUCAACGCUACGGAGAAAGCGCUCACCAUGCUGUUUGGAAGAAUUCUCCGCAAAAGCAGCGUUGGCCCGGCGUAUGUGGGAUGCGAAGUGACUCAGCUCAGGCCGGUGAGAGACGGGGAUGAAACAGGAAUGGACGCUGUCUGCACUUACCGCAACAACUCCACCAUGCCCACCUUUGACCGAGUGAAGGUGUACCAUGAGAUCGUCAACCAGACCGAUGGUUUCACCAGGAUGACUCCCUACCGCACAGAAAGAUACAGCCUCUACGUCAACGGCUAUAACGAACAGCCUCGCGAAACAACUGUUUUGCCCCCAGUGCCAACCAAAGCACCAACCCCAACCCCAACCCUGGCAGUUGAACGAUUCACUGUGAACUGCACCGUAACCAACCUCAGAUACAAGCCGGAGAUGGGAACUCCCAAUUCGAAGGCAUUCAACUCCACAGAGAAAGCACUCACCACCCUGCUCGGCAGAAUCUUCUCCGUAAGCAGUAUCGGCCGAGAGUAUUCAGGAUGCAAAAUCACAGCUUUGAAACCAGUGAGAGACGGGGAUGAAACUGGAAUGGACGCCGUCUGCACAUACCGCAAUGACUCCACCACCCCCGUCUUCGACCGAAUGAAGGUAUACCAUGAAAUCGUCAACCGGACGGACAACUUCAGGAAGAUGGGGCCCUAUGAGGUGGAAAGAUACAGCCUCUACGUCAAUGGCUACAAUGAGCAACCUCUCAAACCAACUGUUUCGCCCCCAGUACCAACCAAAGCACAAACCCCAACCCUGGCAGUUGAACGAUUCACUGUGAACUGCACCAUAACCAACCUCAGAUACAAGCCGGAGAUGGGAACUCCCAAUUCGAAGGCGUUCAACUCCACAGAGAGAGCACUCACCACCCUGUUUGGAAGAAUCCUCCGCAGUAGCAGUAUCGGCACGGCGUUUAUGGGAUGCAAAGUGUCAACUCUGAGACCGGUGCAAAACGGGGACGAAACCGGGAUGGAUGCCGUCUGUUCUUACCGGAACAGCUCUGCUGCACCGGUGUUCGACCGAAUGAUUGUGUAUCACGAAAUCGUUAACCGGACAAGGAGCUUCAGCAAGAUGGGGCCCUACGACUUGAAGAGAUACAGUCUCCAUGUCAACGGAUAUAAUGAAGUCCCUCUGGAACCAACUGCCCCACCCUCCACUCCUCGACCUCCAACGGCAGUGGAUCACUUUACGAUGAACUACACCGUGACGAACCUCAUCUACAAGCCAGAGAUGGGCACUCCCCAGUCGAAGGCGUUCAACGCGACGGAGAAGGCCCUGUCAGCACUGAUGGGUCGAGCAGUGCGGACAGGCAGCGUUGGACCUGCGCUCAUGGGAUGCAGAGUUUCAGAGUUCAGAUCCAUAGAUGACGGGAAGAACACUGGUGUGGACAGCGUCUGCAGUUACCAGAGAGACUUGAUGGCAUCCCCUUUUGACCGGACGCAGGUAUAUCGGGAGAUUGUCAACAAGACAAAGGACUUCAACAAGAUGGGGCCCUACGACCUGGACCAGGACAGCCUCCUUGUGAAUGGUUAUCAUGAACCAUCUCGCCAACCCGGCUUUGUCCCAACUCCUCGCCACCCUCCAGCCACUGAACGCUUCACGGUCAACCUCACUCUGACCAACCUCAGAUACAAGGCGGAGAUGGGGGAUCCGAGUUCGAAAGCUUUCACUUCCACACAGAGAGUUGUAACCACUUUGCUGGGCCAGAUGCUGAAGAAAAGCAGCAUUGGAGACGCCUUUUCCAGAUGCAACGUUACGGCUCUACGGUCUUCGGAUGGUGGGACGGCAACUGCGGUGGACACAGUCUGCAGCUACCAGCGAGAUAUGAUGGCGUCACAAUUCGACCGGGUGAAGGUGUACCGGGAGCUGAUAAAUAAGACCAAUGGCUCCACCAAGAUGGGGCCCUACACUCUAGACAAGGACAGCCUCUACGUCAAUGGUUACAGCGACCUGCGUAGCGUUCCGUAUCUCCCCGCAGCGACCCCUGCCAAGAUACCAACUUUGCGGAAUUUCACGGUCAACUACACCUUGUCCAGCCUCCCGUACACGAAUGACAUGGGGACCCCUGGUUCUCGCAAGUUCAACGCCACGGAGAAAGCCCUGAACUUCUACAUGGAGCCCCUUCUCAAGAAAACACACGUUGGCCCGGCAUUUGCGAACUGCCAAGUGGAGAGAUUUCGGGCUCCACAAACCAGGCACGCCGUGGCGGUGGACACCGUCUGCGCCUACUGGGAAGACCUCCUCCCUGCACCCUUUGACCAGGCGAAGCUUCACCAGGAGAUCAGCAACCUGACGAGGGACGGCACGAGGCUCGGCCACUACAGCCUGGAGGAGGACAGCCUGUCUGUGAAUGGAUACCCGCCAGCCCUCAGAGGAGGAGCAGAAGGGGUCGGCUAUGAGCUCGGCUUCACGAUUGUCAACCAGAACUUGACCCACACGGACCCGUCCUCUCCAGAAUACCAGCGCGUGAAGUCUGCCAUCGCCCAUGAGUUAAAUCAACUCUUCCUCCGGAGUGCCAUCCGAAAUGGAUUCAACAUUUGCCAAGUAACUGGACUGAGGUCAGUACCGAUAGAAAGGAAAGUGUAA
This is a messenger RNA of Lacerta agilis (Sand lizard), 8829 nucleotides long. RefSeq names its product mucin-16-like. Lineage: Eukaryota; Metazoa; Chordata; Lepidosauria; Squamata; Lacertidae. The record is from RefSeq and is a predicted model, not a curated record.